AUGUCAAGGAUAGCUAUUACUGGGACUUGGGUUUCUUUAUUUGUUCUCAUGGUUGUUACGGUUGUGUUGGAACUGACUGUCAAAGCUGUAGAACGAAAUGUUCGAAAAUGGUUGGACAAACAUAAACGAGCCGCACGGGUAAUCACUAACGCAAUUUUAGCCUGGUAUUACAGGCCUGACGGACCAAGGAUGAAAAUUGCCGAAGAAAGUUUUAAAAAAUUAAUUGUGGAUCAGGAUAAAAAUUCUCAAAGAUUGGGCUAA
Molecule: messenger RNA, 261 nt
Organism: Funneliformis caledonium
Lineage: Eukaryota; Fungi; Glomeromycota; Glomeromycetes; Glomerales; Glomeraceae
Source: the annotation of a GenBank genome assembly